CUAAAUAAAUUAUUGAUUCGCCGUUUCUGUAUCUCGAGUUCCGGCGGUGUAAAACCCUAAUUUUCUCCCUCCUUAUCGCCGCCGACUUAAGAGUGAUGAAGGUGUUCCAUCUCGACGGUGAAAACACUCUCUCUGUUUCUCUCUUCUCCGAUGUCACCAACUCCAAGGAGCUUUUGAGUUCGAUACUAGAUGGAAGUCUGAAGCUUGAGGUCUCCUUUCUCAACGCCUUACUCAUCCCAGAUUUGUUCCCUCUCUUAGCUGCUGCUCAGAAAGCACUUAUCUCCAAAUCACGCGAUUCGUUAUCAACACGAACUCUUCACUCCGAGCUCGUUUACAACUACUCUGGAUCUAAACAUAUUACAGAAUCAUUGAAACGAUGUGGGAUCUCCGAAACCUCUACUUACAUUCUAGCUGCCCGGUUCAAUGCUUCUCCCCUUGAGAUGGAGGAGGUGGCGAAAUUGAUCAACGGGAAGGAGAUCGACUUGCAGGAGUUAAAGACGCAAGCUAAUCAAGCCCAUAUUUUAAAGCAUUACAAGAUAACUAGCCAAGAACUUGGGAUAUCCUCUCUCGGUGAUGCCAUUGUUUGCCGGAUCGCUGCACGCGACGCUUUGUAAAACAAGUGAUGUUUGUUUAUUUCUUUUGUCACCAAAUAUAGUUGUUUUCUCUGUUAUAACUAAAUGCGACACUUCGUUUUGUAAUUCUUUGCGUCGUUCUUACAUCAGACCAAAGAUCUUUAUUCCAUGUCGUAUAAUUUUAUCAGACCAA
Brassica oleracea var. oleracea is the source of this 765-nucleotide messenger RNA. RefSeq names its product EKC/KEOPS complex subunit Tprkb-like. The record is from RefSeq and is a predicted model, not a curated record. Gene Ontology annotation, biological process: tRNA threonylcarbamoyladenosine modification; telomere maintenance via recombination. The transcript is spliced from 6 exons. The coding region runs from base 96 to 614 and encodes 172 amino acids. NCBI's taxonomy places the organism in Eukaryota, Viridiplantae, Streptophyta, Magnoliopsida, Brassicales, Brassicaceae. Gene Ontology annotation, cellular component: EKC/KEOPS complex; nucleus; cytosol.